UUGCCUGCCUACAUCAAUCUGCAAGGGAGUUGCAGAAAAGCCUCAUGUUCAUCGAGCCGUGUGGGCAAGAAAACUUUUCCUUUAAAACUUUUCAACAGCGGGCAUAAAAUUCUGCAGCUGAGGUCUUGAAGAAUGCAGAUGGGUACAGUAUGUGUUGGAGCUCGCAGUGUGUAUUGACUAACCUAGUUUCUUUCUGCCUUUCUCAUAUUGUCUUGUUAAAAGUGACUCCCAAAUGCCAAAAUAUCUUUAGGGGUGGGGAAAAGGGAACCAGGGAGAUGCCCAGAUUACAGGGUUCUACAGUGAAGUUUGAAUGCUUUUCCUGGACUCUGGACAAAAAACACUGUCUACUCAGUUGUCCACAUCAACAAAAUAGAAGUAUAAGUACCUGUUGCUGGUGGAAAUUAGGAGGUGUAAGUGUCAUAUUCUUUGAUUCGUGGCCCCCUGAAAAACAUGGAUUUUGGUAUCCAUAUCCCUUAUCUGUUCUCCUUGAGGAGGGUCCAGGUAAACUUCUGAAAAUUGUUAAAGCCUUUUAAUUGUGGCUAUUUGACUAUUUUGCAUAAUGGGCAGGUCAGACCUCAUUUGGUAAGAUCCCAUACUCUGUCAUGAUAUACUUGUCUAUAAAUACAUCAGUAGUCCAGUUUCCAGUUAUGUUUCUAGACCCUGUUUUUCAGUGAAUUUGAUGGGGAGUACACAAAAUUGAUAGUCGGCAAAUCCAGGUGAAUUGUUGCAGCAGAUACCCAUGCAUGGAUAAUGUAAUACUGUCUUAUUUAAAACCAAACAUGAAUUUCAGGAGACGAAACCAGACAGAGGGUGAAGUUUACAGAUGAUCGUGUCUGCAAGAGCCAUCUCCUGGACUGCUGUCCUCAUGACAUUCUUGCUGGAACGCGCAUGGACCUAGGAGAAUGUACAAAAAUUCAUGACUUGGCCCUUCGAGCAGAUUAUGAGAUAGCAAGUAAAGAGAGAGACCUGUUUUUUGAGUUGGAUGCAAUGGAUCAUCUGGAGUCCUUUAUUGCAGAAUGUGACAGAAGAACUGAACUUGCCAAGAAACGACUUGCUGAAACACAGGAAGAGAUCAGUGCUGAGGUUUCUGCAAAGGCAGAAAAGGUACAUGAAUUGAAUGAAGAAAUUGGCAAACUGCUUGCUAAAGCUGAACAGCUGGGAGCUGAAGGAAAUGUGGAUGAAUCCCAGAAGAUCCUUAUGGAAGUGGAGAAAGUUCGAGCAAAGAAAAAAGAAGCUGAGGAAGAAUAUCGAAAUUCCAUGCCAGCAUCCAGUUUCCAGCAGCAGAAACUUCGAGUCUGUGAGGUGUGUUCUGCAUACCUUGGUCUCCAUGAUAACGAUCGUCGGCUUGCAGAUCACUUCGGGGGCAAAUUACACUUGGGAUUUAUUCAGAUUCGUGAGAAAUUGGAUCAGUUGAGGAAAACAGUGGCAGAAAAACAAGAAAAAAGAAAUCAAGAUCGUUUGAGGAGGAGAGAAGAACGAGAACGAGAAGAAAGGAUGGGCCGAAGGUCUGGAUCAAGAACUAGAGAUCGAAGAAGGUCACGAUCUCGGGACAGGCGGCGAAGGCGGUCAAGAUCAGGCUCUCGUGAGAGGCGAAAGUCCCGGUCACGAUCUCGGGACAGACAUAGGCGCCACCGUAGCCGCUCCCGUAGCCAUAGCAGAGGUCAUCGACGUGGUUCCAGAGACAGAAGUUCGAAACACAAAUCUAGAGAUCAAUCUUCAAGAGAGAAAUCGCAGGAUAAGGAGAGGAGGGGAAAGAGCUUUGCUGAAAAAAGGCAUGAGGGCACAAACGGCAGCGCUGGUUCAGAGAGAUCAGAAGAAAGAGAAGCUGGCGAGAUCUGAACUCACACUCUGUGUUGCACUGUAAAUAGUCCGAUAACAUUCUACACACAGCCUACAUUUACCAUUUAUAUUUGCCGAACACAGCUCAUCUUUUGUAGUUUUAAAUUUUUAUUGUUUUGAAGAUAGCUGUGAGUUUAUAUAGAUGCAGAGUUACAUACUGUUUACUGGAAUUUUGUUUAGUAAGAAUUGAAGAAAACCCAAUCUGAUAGACUGUAUAGGCCAGUGACACCCAUGGAAUUUGUUGGUUGCCUCGCCCCAGUGAAUGCAUUGGUUGGCCCCAUGGUCAGAAAUGUAAUAAUUUCCUGCCCCCCCAACCCCAAUUUAUGUCCUUUAGAAAACAAUUGCCAUGACCUUCCAGAGACUUGAAUUAUAUAAGAUUAGUUGAUAACAUUACUACCACACUGGUGCUGAAUUUGCUAUUUGUUAGGUUUAUACACAGAAGAAUCAGGAAUUUUAACUAUUUGGCCACCAUUUUGAGUUUAUCUGGUGCUUCAAGUCCAGAAUAUUAUUUUUUGUACCCCCCAUUUGUACACCUUUGCUUCAGAAAGAUAACCGGAGCACUUUGUGGACCUUAUGGGUGGGGUGCUCUAGAUUACUUAAAAUUAUCUGAUUUUAAAAGUCAGGAAAGGAUUGACUAUGAAUUUUUGGUUCUUUUGUUCAUUCUCUAUUUUCUGGAUCCCUCCCAGUUAAAACAUAAGUUCAAAGGACACAUGUAAAGCUUCUACAUAUACUCAAUUGUUAUUUUGGUUGUUUUUUUUUUUUUUUUGCAAAGUAAGGUUUAAAAACAUCAUACAACUUUAGCACAGAUCUUGUGGGAUUGUGUCUUUACCUGAAUUUUACAGUGUAGUCUUUUUGUUUACCAGUUAUAUUUGAGACAAAGAUAAAUCAAUAUAUAAUCAAAUUAUAUAUUCAGAAAUUCUCAUCAGUAGGGGCACUGUUAAAAAGUUGGUGCUGUGAACUCUUUGGCUUCUAGGGUUACCAUAGUUUUUUGUUUUACUGUUUGAAAUACUGUGUGAUUUCACACAGCUAAACUCUUUAUCCCACUUGAUUGAGGCAGCCAAGUAGCUUUGACUACACAGUCUCUUAAACUUUAUCCCACAGGUUAAUUUGUUUCAAUUCCAGAAAGCAAUUAUUUUACCUUAAUACCAAAUGAAUGUUUUCAAAUUGGUGAACAUGUUAUUUGUAGAUACUGCAGAAAUUUCCACUUUUCAGUUUAAGAAGGGAGGGGAAUUUUGAGGAACUGAGCUUCUAAAAUUUGUUUUUCUUUUUAACAUGGGCCUCCCACCUUAAGUUUCUGUAUUGGUCUGUUUGGUCUUAUUGAUGCAUGUUUAGCUAUUGCGGGAAUCUAGUUCUGUUUUUCCAACAACUAUAACAUUUUAAUUAUGGGUUAUUUGUAGUCUCUACUAUGUUCAGGGUUCUCUUUUUCCAUGUACUCCCUAGUCCCUCUCCCAUGGCCCUUCCCUCCUGUUCCCAAUCCCCAAGGAGAGGACAGGCCUAUCUAUGGCCAUGGUGAAUUUCUCUUUCUUGAACAAAAUGGUCCUAAUGUCCUAAAGCAUCUGAUAACUGAUUCCACAUUAAAAAGGCAGUGGUAGAAUGGAACCCUCAUUACAUCGAUUUGUUGUCUGUGCAACGUUUUGCAAAUAACAUGACAACUGGGAGUUGUUUCUUGUGGCACCUUUGCUUAUGAGGAGUUUUGGUCUAAGUAUACAAAUGUAAGUAAAAUACGCUGUUCUCUUGCCAGUCUAACUCACAUUAAAGAUUUAUGUUUAUGUCGCUUGGAGUA
Molecule: messenger RNA, 3622 nt
Organism: Dromiciops gliroides (monito del monte)
Lineage: Eukaryota; Metazoa; Chordata; Mammalia; Microbiotheria; Microbiotheriidae
Gene: LUC7L
Product: LUC7 like
Exons: 10
Coding region: 889-1839 (316 amino acids)
Biological process (GO): mRNA splice site recognition
Cellular component (GO): U1 snRNP; U2-type prespliceosome
Molecular function (GO): mRNA binding
Source: RefSeq, a predicted model, not a curated record